GCGCUGGGUUCAGUGACUCUGGUAGGUUGUGGCUGUAGAUGUGCGUGCGGGCGCCUUUCCAAACACCCCCAGAUCACCGGAGGGACCUGGUCCAAACCUGUCUGACAUUCAAGGCUGCUCUGUCAAACUUACAUUUAUACAGGGUUUGAGCGAGACUGAGUGGGUGAAAACUGACUGCUCAUCAAUGAAUUGUUGGGGCCUAAUAAUAAAAUAUAUGAAAUUUAAUUCUGGAAAGGGUUGUUGCAAAAAUUGUCGGUCGUGGAAAUCGGGGAAAGCGUGCGAGGCGAGGACGUGUACAUCGUGCAGAGUGGUUGUGGCGAAAUUAACGACAACCUGAUGGAGCUGCUAAUCAUGAUCAACGCCUGCAAGAUCGCCUCCUCGUCCCGCGUCACCGCCGUCAUCCCCUGCUUCCCCUACGCCCGGCAGGACAAGAAGGACAAGAGUCGGGCGCCCAUAUCAGCCAAGCUGGUGGCAAACAUGUUGUCCGUGGCCGGCGCGGACCACAUCAUAACCAUGGACCUCCACGCCUCGCAGAUCCAGGGCUUUUUCGACAUCGCCGUAGACAACCUGUACGCAGAGCCUGCUGUUCUGCAGUGGAUCAGAGAAAACAUUCCUGAGUGGAAAAACUGCAUCAUCGUGUCCCCAGAUGCCGGUGGAGCAAAACGCGUGACGUCCAUCGCGGACCGUCUGAACGUGGACUUUGCUCUCAUCCACAAGGAGCGGAAGAAGGCCAACGAAGUGGACCGCAUGGUGCUGGUGGGCGACGUCAAGGACCGCGUGGCCAUCCUGGUGGACGACAUGGCCGACACCUGCGGCACCAUCUGCCACGCCGCAGACAAGCUAAUUGAUGCCGGAGCGAUAAAGGUCUACGCCAUCCUCACACACGGCAUUUUCUCUGGUCCAGCCAUCUCUCGCAUCAACAACGCCCCGUUUGAGGCCGUGGUGGUGACCAACACCAUCCCACAGGAAGAGAAGAUGAAGGCGUGCCCCAAAAUACAGGUCAUCGACAUCUCCAUGAUCUUGGCGGAGGCGAUCAGAAGAACCCACAAUGGCGAGUCAGUGUCCUACCUCUUCAGCCACGUACCCUUGUAAGGAGCGAGAGAGGGGAUGGCCCCUGCCCCCCCUACCCCCCGUUCAGGCCACUCGGCUGGCACUUUCGGUCACAUGUCCUCCAGAAAGGCUCGAAAUGGCCUGAUGGUUUUUGGCCAACCGCAGGUGGCUGUUUAAUGGUCAAUCCCACACAUUGUCUUUGACAUUUUCACCCAGGGGACAGAGCGAAAUAUCACUUCCUUCUCUGAAGACCAAGUUUGUAUUUAUGAGUAUCUUUUUUUUUUCUCUCUUUCCCUCUCUCCGUUUAUUUUUUCCUCGUUUCGGUUUCAGUCUCGCCAGCCUUGAAUAGCAGAGGCCUGGCCUUCACUUUAACCAAAGGGUCCUUUAUGUAACAUUAUGUAUUAUUUGAACCUCACCUUAAAAGAAGCAUUCCACGGCAUCUUGUGAUUUCAAAUACUUUGGCCCUCUUCUGCUUUGCAAAAUAAUAAAAAGUAGCAAAAAAAUGUGAACAUGUGCACCUUUUCCCCCCAAGUGUAUGCUCUAACAGAUGCUAAAAGUAUUAAAAUAAUAUAGCUCUAGCCUAACCCUUAAGUAGCGAAAGCUCUAUGGACUUUGAUUGUAAUACUAGUUUAUGCUUAGCGCUAUCAACAGCUGCACCACGAGUCAAAUUGUGAUGAUGUGACCACAGACGGAAAAGAGUAAAAUUGACGACUGAACACACUUGAUUAAUCAAGUUAGGUCUUUUUUUUUUUUUUACUUUAGUGAUCUGUGCUGAAUGUGCUUCUUGCAUCUCUGGCAGUGUCAUUUCUCCCAGUAGGCUAUAAUCACCCAGUGGUGGCACAUCUAUAUAACGCCCUUCUCUCCUUCAGUACCUCUUAUUGUGCUAAAAAUAUAUCGAAUCUAAGAGCCGCUCUCCGAACGGGUCCGUUGUCGAUUUAAGAGUGUUUAAUGCGAGGUGUUUUGGCUGCUUUACCCGUGUUCCAUAAGGUCAUGAAAAGCAACUGAGCCCAAAGCUUGGUUAUGGCGUUGGGAUUUCUCGACAUGAUUUGUCAUGCAAAUAGUGUAAUUGUCACAGCUGUAAUGGGUCACUUCUGUUCGAUGAGGCAGGUUUCACUGUUUUCCUGUAAGAGGAGAUAAAGUUGGUAAAAAGGCGUAAUUUUUUUUUUUU
Molecule: messenger RNA, 2218 nt
Organism: Xiphias gladius (swordfish)
Lineage: Eukaryota; Metazoa; Chordata; Actinopteri; Istiophoriformes; Xiphiidae
Product: ribose-phosphate pyrophosphokinase 2
Exons: 7
Coding region: 337-1092 (251 amino acids)
Biological process (GO): purine nucleotide biosynthetic process; 5-phosphoribose 1-diphosphate biosynthetic process
Cellular component (GO): ribose phosphate diphosphokinase complex; cytoplasm
Molecular function (GO): ribose phosphate diphosphokinase activity; magnesium ion binding
Source: RefSeq, a predicted model, not a curated record